GCUGCCAUUUCCUUUUCCGUCGACGUUCCUCUCCAAGUAGCAGCUCUUCUUGUUCAGUCCGCAAAAGACAAAGAAACAUGUCCGACGAAGGAAAACUUUUCGUCGGUGGCCUGAGCUUCGACACCACAGAGCAAUCUCUUGCAGAAGCGUUCUCAAAGUAUGGAAAUAUCUCUAAAUGUGAUGUCAUCAUGGACAGAGAAACAGGAAGGCCUCGUGGAUUCGGCUUCGUAAAGUACGACAAUCCCGAGGAUGCGAAGGACGCUAUGGAUGCAAUGAACGGCCAGUCUCUCGACGGCAGAACCAUCCGUGUGAACGAGGCAGGCCAGGGCGGCGGUGGAGGUCGUGGAGGUGGCGGUGGAUACAGAGGUUCCCGAGGUGGUGGUGGAUACGGCGGUGGAGGUGGAUAUGGUGGAGGCGAGAGGAGUUACGGUGGUGGCGGAGGAGGCCGCAGCUAUGGCGGAGAAGACCGAGGAUACGGAGGUGGUGGAGGUGGAGGAUACAGGAGCGGUGGAGGCCGAGGCGGGUACUCCUCUGGUGGCGGAUACAGGGACAAUCAAUAGGUUGGGCCCAGGAAGGCUACGGAGACCGUUCUAGGCCGGGGAUCCUA
Oncorhynchus nerka (sockeye salmon) is the source of this 607-nucleotide messenger RNA. RefSeq lists its product as uncharacterized. The coding region runs from base 78 to 560 and encodes 160 amino acids. Gene Ontology annotation, molecular function: RNA binding. The transcript has a single exon. Gene Ontology annotation, biological process: positive regulation of mRNA splicing, via spliceosome. Lineage: Eukaryota; Metazoa; Chordata; Actinopteri; Salmoniformes; Salmonidae. Gene Ontology annotation, cellular component: spliceosomal complex. The record is from RefSeq and is a predicted model, not a curated record.